This is a messenger RNA of Xyrauchen texanus (razorback sucker), 6522 nucleotides long. Its product is annotated as receptor tyrosine-protein kinase erbB-4-like. Gene Ontology annotation, molecular function: transmembrane receptor protein tyrosine kinase activity; ATP binding; epidermal growth factor receptor binding. The coding region runs from base 199 to 4479 and encodes 1426 amino acids. Gene Ontology annotation, cellular component: signaling receptor complex; basal plasma membrane. The transcript has 27 exons. Gene Ontology annotation, biological process: multicellular organism development; positive regulation of cell population proliferation; protein phosphorylation. The record is from RefSeq and is a predicted model, not a curated record. Lineage: Eukaryota; Metazoa; Chordata; Actinopteri; Cypriniformes; Catostomidae.
CAACGCAGACCAAAUUAGAAGAGAAAUAACUCACUUUCACCUCUGUCGUUUUGUGAACUGGACCAAUUUUACUUGCAGAAAUAAAACAAGGCGCAAUUGCAGACCAUGCGCCCUGUGUAAACAGUUGGGCAAAGACGGACAGUUCUAAAACGCAUUUGACAGCUCGCCAACGGGACAUUGGAGUGGAUAUGUGAAGAAAUGGAUAUGCAUCCUCUUCAGCUGAUCAAGAUGCGAUCUGACAUCGUCACCUUCCUCAUCCUCACUGCUGUGAUUGUUCCCCAGUGCGCCUCGCAGUCAGUUUGUCCUGGCACUGAUAAUAAGCUCAGUACACUGUCUGAUUUGGACCAGCAGUACAAAACUCUCCGUAAAUUCUACGAGAACUGUGAGGUGGUCAUGGGAAAUCUGGAGAUCACCAAUAUUGAACGGAACCGCAACCUGUCUUUCCUCAAGUCUAUCCGUGAGGUGACAGGUUACGUGUUGGUGGCUCUGAACCAGUUUGACUAUCUUCCACUGGAGAACCUGCGGAUCAUCCGUGGCACUAAUGUGUAUGAAGGACGCUAUGCGCUGGCCAUCUUUCUCAACUACAGACGAGAUGGCUACUUUGGUCUUAGACAACUCGGACUCAAGAACUUGACAGAAAUCCUGAAUGGAGGUGUAUAUGUGGAUCAGAAUAAAUUCUUGUGCCAUGCUGACACCAUUCACUGGCAUGACAUCAUCAAGAAAUCCCGUGCUGAACUUCUAGUGGUUCCUUCCAACAGCAGUGGCAACACAUGCAGACGGUGUCAUAAAUCUUGUAAUGGACGUUGCUGGGGUCACCAAGAAGACCAGUGCCAAAUCUUGACAAAGACGGUGUGUGCUGAGCAGUGUGAUGGUCGUUGUUUUGGUCCUUACGUCAGUAACUGCUGCCAUCAAGAAUGUGCUGGAGGGUGUUUUGGGCCCAAAGACAUGGACUGCUUCGCUUGUACAAACUUCAAUGACAGCGGUGCAUGUGUGAAACAGUGUCCUCAGCCAUUUGUCUACAGUCCGACAACCUUCCAGCUCGAGUACAAUCCCAAAACCAAAUACACCUAUGGAGCUUUUUGUGUCAAGAAAUGCCCACAUAACUUUGUGGUGGAUCACAGCUCUUGUGUAAGAGCCUGUCCGAGCAACAAGAUGGAGGUUGAGGAAAAUAACAUCAAGAUGUGCAUCCCGUGCACUGACAUCUGUCCGAAAGUGUGUGAUGGAAUAGGUACUGGAAGUCUUCAGACAGCUCAAACUGUAGAUUCCAGCAACAUUAAGAAGUUUGUCAAUUGCACCAAGAUCAACGGCAAUCUCAUCUUCCUCAUCACUGGCAUCAAAGGGGAUAUGUUUCAUGGUAUCAAAGCCCUGGACCCUGAUCAGCUAAAUAUAUUCCGCACUGUUAGAGAGAUUACAGGUUUCUUGAACAUCCAGUCUUGGCCAGAAAACAUGACGGAACUUGGUGUUUUCUCAAAUCUUUCCACCAUAGGAGGACGAACUCUUUAUAGUGGUAUUUCUCUGCUGAUCCUGAAACAGCACUGGAUCUCUUCACUGCAGUUCCAGUCUCUGAGAGAGAUCAGUGCUGGUAACGUCUACAUAACCAACAACAGUCAGCUCUGCUUCUACAAUACAGUGAACUGGACGGGCCUGUUCCGCACCAGCACCCAGAGAGCGCUCAUAAAAAACAACAGGGACCCCAGAGAGUGCACUAAACAGCAUAUGGUGUGCGAUCCACUGUGUUCAGAGGCAGGAUGCUGGGGUCCAGGUCCAGACCAAUGUCUCUCAUGUAAAUACUUCAGCCGGGGCAGAACAUGUGUUAAUUCUUGCAACUUAUAUUAUGGAGAUGUUCGAGAGUUUUCCAAUGGCUCUGCCUGUGUGGAGUGUGACAACCAGUGUGAAAAGGCCAGAGAAAAAAGUUUGACAUGUCAUGGCCCGGGUCCAGACCAAUGUACUAAGUGCCUGCAUCUUAAAGAUGGGCCCAACUGUGUGGAGAAAUGUCCUGAUGGCCUUCAGGGAGCAAACAGCUUCAUUUUCAAAUAUGCUGAGACCAACAAUGAGUGCCAUCCCUGCCACCCCAAUUGCACCCAGGGUUGCACUGGACCCAGAGUACAAGAUUGUGUUGGUGUGUUGGACAGGACCCCCCUGAUUGCAGCUGGUUUAAUCGGGGCUCUCUUUGUGAUGGUCAUCAUAUCUCUUGGUGUGGCUGUUUAUGUCCGCCGAAAGAGCAUCAAGAAAAAGAGAACUUUGCGCCGCUUCCUGGAGACAGAGUUGGUGGAGCCAUUGACACCUAGUGGUACCUCACCCAACCAGGCUCAACUACAUAUAUUAAAGGAGACUGAGCUCAAGAGGGUCAAGAUCCUGGGAACUGGAGCGUUUGGUACUGUUUACAAGGGAAUCUGGGCUCCAGAAGGUGAAACUGUGAAGAUUCCAGUGGCCAUAAAGAUACUCGAUCAAAUCACAGGACCAAAAGCCAAUGUGGAGUUUAUGGAUGAGGCAGUGAUCAUGGCCAGCGUGGAGCAUCCUCAUCUAGUGCGUCUUUUGGGGGUCUGUUUGAGUCCCACUAUCCAGCUUGUCACUCAGCUGAUGCCCCACGGCUGUCUGCUAGACUAUGUACAUGAGCACCAGGAGAACAUUGGCUCCCAGUUGCUGCUCAACUGGUGUGUGCAGAUCACAAAGGGUAUGAUGUAUCUGGAAGAAAGGCGACUGGUGCACAGAGACCUUGCUGCCCGUAACGUCUUGGUGAAAUCUCCAAACCACAUAAAAAUUAUUGACUUUGGUCUUGCUCGAUUCCUGGAUGCUGAUGAAAAGGAAUACAAUUUAGAUGGAGGCAAGAUGCCUAUCAAGUGGAUGGCAUUGGAAUGCAUUCACAACAGGAAGUUCACACACCAGAGUGAUGUUUGGAGCUAUGGGGUGACUAUUUGGGAGCUGAUGACAUUUGGAGGAAAGCCCUAUGAUGGCAUUCCUACGCGAGACAUUCCAGACAUCUUAGAGAAGGGUGAACGUUUGCCCCAGCCGCCCAUCUGCACUAUAGACAUCUACAUGGUGAUGGUGAAAUGCUGGAUGAUUGAUGCUGAUAGUCGGCCUAGAUUUAAAGAACUCGCUGCAGAGUUCAGCCGAAUGGCGAGAGACCCUCAGAGAUACCUCGUCAUACAGGGGGACGAUCACAUGAAGCUGCCCAGUCUCAACCACAGCAAGUUCUUCCAGAAUCUUCUAGACGAGGAGGAGCUGGAAGAUCUGAUGGAUGCUGAUGAGUAUUUGGUUCCUCAGACCUUCAGUAUCGCUACCUCCUCUUACAUGUCAAGGCCACACAUAGAUACUAGUAGAACUCAACUGCGGUGUCAUGAUACAGCUUUUUGCCCAGAAGAUGGGAUGGGAGCCUGUUCCCGCAUCACUGCUGCUUCAGCCAGUGAUUUCUUUGUUCCACUAAGCACACAAGGGGUAGAUCUGGACUCUCUGGAAGAGCAACACUGUAAUGGAAGCUUGAAACAACAGUCUGUGUCUGGCCCAGGGGAGGAUUCCAGUGGCCAGCGCAACAGUGCCGAUCCCACUGUCUUUCUAGGAGAGUGGGGACCCAAAACCAUUAUUGAUGAAGAUGGUUACAUGAAAAAAUCAUCCUCAGAUCAUCUUAGUCCUAUUGAGGAGAAUCCUUUCGUAACUCUACAGAAAAAAGGAAAUAUUAAUGCACUGGACAACCCGGGUUACCACAGCACUCCUGAAAGGAAACCCCAAGGCGAGGAUGAGUACAUCAAUAAACCCCUUUACCUCAAUUCAUACAACAAAAACAGUGGGAUGAACCAAGAGAUUCUGAGGAAAAAUGGAGCUUCCAUCCCACGGCAGAUGACAACAGCGGCCAACACUACAAACAGCCACGUUAUCCUCACCACACAAACCGGGAAAGCCCAUCACCAUGGCCAGGGAACACAUGUCCAUUUUGCUGUUCCACCUGUUCAGCCUCCUCCAAGAUCAUUGUGCCAAAAUGAUCAGCAUUCCCAGUCGCCACUUGGUGUUGAAGCCAAUUCUUCGAGCAAGUCUGACAAUCCUUCCCUGUUAACACAAAUCUCCCUUGUCAGCCAACAGAUCCAACCUUGUCUGGCAAGUCAGCCUGGUUGUGCAACCCAUCCCAACUCAACCCAAGUGGCAAAGUCUUCAGUCACAAUUAAGAGUAUCUCUGGCCAUCCGGGCCACCUUGUCUAUUCAGGUAACAUGUUUCAAACAGGUCUUACUGGGACUGUAAUGGUUGACAGGAAAUUGAAAAAGAAUUUUGAUAAUCCAGACUACUGGCAGCACAGUCUACCCCACAAAUUGACCCAGCCAAUCCCUCAAGAUCCUCCAAAAGACUCAAAAAGUAAACAUCUCUACAGGCACAGUAUCCAAAGUCGAAUUGCUAUAGCUGAAUACCCAGAGAAUAUUUCAGAGUUUAACAAGAGACCAAGAACGGUCCUACCACCCCCACCAUAUCGGCAUAGGAAUACAGUAGUGUAAAACCGCAUUCUCCACUUUCUGGAGCCAGAUUCCUCAACCAGCACCUAUACUAACGUAUUCUUAAAGGUGUAUUUCAACCAAAAAUGAAAAUGUUGCUUCAAACCCAUAUUACUUCCUUUCUUCCUUGGAACACAAAAUGUGGAUUUUGACAGGGAUUAUUCGCUAUUUAAUAAAAAUGAAUAGUGAAUACGGUCUGUCAAGCUCGGAAAAGGACAAAGACAACACCAGAAAACCACACUAAUAAAAUAAUCAAUACGUCUCAUGUACUAUAUUCCAAGUCUUCUUAAGCAAUACAAUUACUUUGUGUGAUUAAUACAACUAAAUUUAUGAGGUUAUUCACUCUCAAAUCAACUAAUUAAUAAAAAAGUGCUGAAAUCAGAUAUGGUGAAUACAUUGAAAACAUCAAAACAUCAUUGGUUCUCAUUGCAUCUGCAACCAAACAUGUGAAGAUAAAAUGAUUAUAUGAUUUGGGAAGACUUGAAAUAAAGUGUAUCGAAAUUAGUUAUAUCAAUUACUUUUAUUGUGGUUUUAUGCUGUUUUUUUUUUUUCUUGACCUACUGGAAUUGGUUUUUGCUUUCAAUAUAUGUCAAAUAAACCCUGUAUCUUUUGUGUUCCACAGAAGAAAGUCAUACAGUUUUGGAGCAACAUUAGGUUGAGUACAUAAUGGCAGAAUUUUCAGUUUUGGGUGAACUAAUCCUUUAAUCCUCUUUAAAGAACAGGACAAAUCUCAACUUCAAACAUUUUUGCCAGAGGAAUUUGAGACAGAGAUAAAUGUGAGGAUAUUGGACUUUAAAGGGAAUACUUAUCAACCAAAGUGCCUCUAAACUAUUUCAAAAUCUAUUCAACCUUUUUUAUUCUAAUCAUCAGAAUGUAACAGAAAGUGAAAUGGGACACUGUCUAAACUUCCUCUUGAGGUUCAAAUGCAGGAAAUUGUAUUUCUGGUGUCAUACAUUUAUACUCAGAUACAAAUGCUAACAUACUGUAUGUUGACAGAGCGACUUCUUGCUAGUAAAUUGUCUUUUUGCCUAAUUUAAUCUUGAAGCAAAUGGUGGAAACUGUUACAUUAUAGAUCAAGUAGCCUACAGAGCCUACAGGAACAUUAGAAUUACUCUUGGAUGGGAAUCAGACAAUGCCAUGGAUUGACUUGUAAAAUGGUGCACUCAUCCCAUUCCCAUAAAUAUAUUAAUGGACUAACAAUGUUUGGAUACAAUUUUUUUUCUUUCCUGUUGUUCUACGUCAUGUUUUUAAAAGAUCUUACCUGUGUUCCCCAGUUUUGCAAUCUGAAAUAUAGGAAUUAUUAACAAAUCUGAUACAGAUGGAGCACAUGGUCAUAUCACAGUGCUUCAAGUGCAGACAGAAAAUAAGUGCCUUCCUCAGUGGCACAAAAGGUUGGUGGAAGUGCCAGAAGAGAGAUAUGAACUGGAAUUUGAACUUCUGUAUAUAUGUGCAACAAAUUUGAAUAUUUACUACUGAGCCACCUAAUGUAUGUGCAAAUAAACUCGGCCAGUACUGGGGACUAUGUAUUGAAAAAAUGCUGUAUUUAAAAGUGAUGAAUUUGAUAAAAAAAAACAAUUUAAUGAUAAAACUUAUAUACUAUUUGAAGGCAAUAUUACAGAUAACUUAAACUCAAGGAGGGCACAAAACAAACUAAAAUAAACUACUGAUCUCCAGUGGAGAAAUUUUCAUUGUACUGUGACAGAAAAUACUUUUGUCUGAAAUAUAUACCAGCUCUCAAUGAGAGUGUGACCGUAUUGUGGCCAGGGAGACAUUGUUCAUAUGUUUUGCAGACUGUAAUAGACUUCCAUCACUUCUUAUCACUACUAUGUCAAAGUGUCAUAGCAUAUAAGAGGUUGUGACAAAUGUGUGCAAAUUAUGUCCUAAAUGUAUCAUGCUAAUAUUAUGAGCAUUUGAUUUGCUUUCGACUGAACAGCCAUGGGAGAUGUAGCUAGAUUUUGGGGGGCUUUUCUUAUUGUUUGCCUUGUACUUUGGUUGGUUUUGGGAAUAUUUAUCGUCUAUGAGGGCCUUUUUAUUUUGCAUGUUACA